Molecule: messenger RNA, 1275 nt
Organism: Salvia miltiorrhiza (redroot sage)
Lineage: Eukaryota; Viridiplantae; Streptophyta; Magnoliopsida; Lamiales; Lamiaceae
Exons: 5
Coding region: 486-992 (168 amino acids)
Source: RefSeq, a predicted model, not a curated record
UCAAUUUCAAAAUCAAAAAUCUUAUUUUUCCCUCUCUUUCUUUCAUCUGACGCUCUCUAUCUCUCUUUCACGUCUUUCUCCUUCUUCCUUCUCCGGCGAUUUCGCUGGUUCUCGCCGCCUCCGGCGCGACGAGGAUCGUGGUGGUUCUUCCCCUUUAUCGUUUUCGACUUAUCCACCGGUGCCACCGUCUGUAUCUCUCUCCCCACUCGUAAUUCUCAAUUCAGACCACACAUCCCCCAAAGGUUACUCUCUCUGUCGUUCGCCGCUAGCCACCGUCUCCAUCUUCUCCAAUCGCGCUACCCUACCUCAGAGCCUCCACUGUCGAGUCUUCUCCAUCGUCUCACCCCAUCCUCGGCCGCCGCCGCUAAUUUGAAAUCCCUAACCCCCAAAUUGCGACCCCUCUCUUUUUCCCUAAUUGUUACCGGUCUCUUGCCUGCGCCGCUUGCGUCUGUCUCUCUGGAAACCGGUGGCAUUUCGAUAGCCAGAUGCGAUUCAAGCUUUCAUUUCCCGGUGGAAGCUUCGAGACAUGGUCAGAAAACCUAGCUCUAGCAUCUUUUGGAGGUAUGAUUCCCUUUCAAAAUUCUUCGUCUCUCACCACCUCUCCCGCAGCGAUUCUAUUGCUAGCCUCGCUGUUAAGUAUCCUGUUCAGGAAUCCGAAGAACUCACAUCAUCUACACAAUGGAGUUGUGCAGCAAUAUAUACAGCAAAUCAAGCAUCUGGAAUCUGAACAAACUUCAUCAAUAUCUAAAGCAAAUUGGGUCUUGAAGGAGCAGAGGAGCUGGCGCCAAGUUAGGGACUUCUUUGGUUGGAUGAAAUUACAGAAUGGGCAUGUGGGAUUUAUGCUUUCGUGUUAUGACGCACAAUUAAGCUAUGGUUCAACCUCAGACAAUUUUGUUGCUAGAUAUAAAAACCUUCUAUACAAGAAUGUCCUAAGUAAGUCUAUUUACAUCCACCUACUUUGUAAGUUAUUGAAGAUAUCAAUUAUUAGUUGAAACUUGAAAGCUAUCGUGAAUGACUCUCAAUCUCAGGUACUCUUGCUGUACAUGGAUCUAUUGAGUGGUGUUGACAUGGACAGAGUUAGUUUCGUAAGGUGUUGUAUGGGCAGAUUGGUUUAUGGUAGUUUUUUUUAAUGUUAUUUUUGUUUUCUUUUGACUUUAGAUAGAACUAUUGUACUUAGCAUUUUGAUUAUCUUCGGAUGAGAAUUUUAUUACAAUGUUUAUUUUAGUACAAUGUUUGGAUGAUUAAUUAUUUAUAUAAUAUAUGUUUUAGAUUGUA